Solea senegalensis (Senegalese sole) is the source of this 2241-nucleotide messenger RNA. RefSeq names its product CDP-diacylglycerol synthase (phosphatidate cytidylyltransferase) 1 (gene cds1). The record is from RefSeq and is a predicted model, not a curated record. Gene Ontology annotation, molecular function: phosphatidate cytidylyltransferase activity. Bases 158 to 1525 code for a protein of 455 amino acids. Gene Ontology annotation, cellular component: endoplasmic reticulum membrane. Lineage: Eukaryota; Metazoa; Chordata; Actinopteri; Pleuronectiformes; Soleidae. The transcript has 13 exons.
ACGCAGUGAAUCGUCACAGACUCUGCAGCAGUUUAUCACGCGACUGAACCGAAUCAGGGCUUUAACCCGGGUCACGGUCUGGACCUCAUCUGGAAACGAACCGGUCUGACCCGGUUUAUGUGACGCGUUCACGUCCCCGCGGAUUAAAGACACAAACAUGACGGAGCUGAGGAGGCGAGGAGGCGGAGGAGGAGACAGUCCCGAGAACAUGAGCGACAAGGAGGCUGAUGCUGAGGACAGACUCGGUCUUCAGCCUGAUACAGAUCCAGAUCCAGAUCCAGAUGUUGAUAUGGACUGUAAAGCAGACACUCCAGAUGUUCCUCUGUCCACAGCUGACAUUGACAACACUCCACAGUGUCUGAACAAGGCUCUGGAAGGACUGCCACCAAGGUGGAAGAAUUACUGGAUCCGUGGGGUUUUGUCUUUAGCUAUGAUUUCAGGAUUCUUCCUCAUCAUCUACCUGGGACCUGUCACUCUGCUGUUAGUGGUCAUGACUGUACAGAUCAAGUGUUUCCACGAGAUCAUCACCAUCGGAUACAGAGUUUAUCAUUCCUACGAGCUGCCGUGGUUCAGGACUCUGAGCUGGUACUUCCUGGUGUGCGUUAAUUACUUCUUCUAUGGUGAAACGUUGGCAGAUUACUUUGGAGCUCUGGUUCAGAGGGAGGAGCCUCUGCAGUUCCUGGCUCGUUAUCACCGCUUCAUCUCAUUUGCUCUUUACCUCGCAGGUUUCUGCAUGUUUGUGCUGAGUUUAGUCAAGAAACAUUAUCGCCUGCAGUUUUAUAUGUUUGCUUGGACUCAUGUGACGCUGUUGAUUGUCGUGACUCAGUCGCACCUUGUCAUUCAGAACCUGUUUGAAGGAAUGAUCUGGUUCAUCGUCCCGAUCUCCAUCGUCAUCUGUAACGACAUCAUGGCGUAUCUGUUUGGAUUCUUCUUUGGGAGGACGCCGCUCAUCAAGCUGUCUCCUAAGAAGACGUGGGAAGGAUUCAUCGGUGGCUUCUUCUCCACCGUGGUGUUCGGCUUCAUUCUGGCCUACCUGCUCUCUCACUUCCAGUACUUUGUUUGUCCGGUUGGUUUCAACAGUGAAACAAACAGAUUCACAGUCGAGUGUCAACCGUCAGAAAUCUUUGAGCUUCAGACUUACACACUUCCUGCUGUCGUCCAGAACACUCUGACCUGGAAAACAGUGCAGAUGUUUCCGUUCCAGAUCCACAGCGUCUUCCUCUCGUCCUUCGCGUCUCUCAUUGGUCCGUUCGGCGGCUUCUUUGCCAGCGGCUUCAAACGAGCUUUUAAAAUCAAAGACUUUGCGAGCACCAUCCCGGGUCACGGUGGUAUCAUGGACCGGUUUGACUGUCAGUACCUGAUGGCAACAUUUGUCCAUGUUUACAUCACCAGCUUUAUCAGAGGUCCAAACCCCAGUAAAGUCCUGCAGCAGCUGUUGAUGCUUCAGCCUGAACAACAGCUCAGUAUCUUCCACACUCUGCACAACCAACUGAGAGAGAGAGGACUGCUGCCCCCUGCUGACUGAACCAGGAACUGACCGUUUGUGUGUGAGUGUGUGUGUGUGAGAGAGGACUAAACCUGACGUAUAAAAAACCCCACAUGGACUGAGACAUAAACUGUCUUCAUCCUCUUCAUCACCUUCAUCCUCUCUGACUGUAAACAAUGUUCAGUUUGUAGAAUCUGACACUAAAGAUGAAACGUCUUCUGACACAAACUGACCUUAAAGCACACUCUGUCUGUCUCACUGUCUCUGUCUCUGUCUCUGUCUGUCUCUGUCUGUCUCUUUGAUGAUGGAUGAGCAGUUUCCUUGAGAACAAUGUUGCACUGACUCUUUAUAUCGUAAGCUUUUACCAGCAUCGACUGUAGGACGCUUCACACUAUAGGACAUUUGGGACCCUUCAGUGUCACCCACUAUAGGACAUUUAGGACACUUCAGUGUCACACACUAUAGGACAUUUGGGACCCUUCAGUGUCACCCACUAUAGGACAUUUAGGACACUUCAGUGUCACACACUAUAGGACAUUUGGGACACUUCAGUGUCACCCACUAUAGGACAUUUAGGACACCAGUGUCACACACUAUAGGACAUUUAGGACACUGGUGUUGGACACAGAGGACACUUGUGUUGGACAUUGAGGACACUUGUGUUGGACACUGGUGUUUAUUUUUUGUGUCUUUGAUGAAGUUAAGCUUUUUCACAGCUUUGUAGUUGAGACGUCAGAGCGUCGUCAUGGAAACAC